AUAUCUAUUUAAAAAUUUUAUAGACAAUAUGGUAUGCAUGUCAUAAAUGGAAGAAGCCAUAAAGGAAAAUAGUGUUAACAGCUUUGAUAUCAAGUUUAAAGAUAAUAAGAAUGCAUAUUAUGCAGGUGAUACAAUUGAUGGAAGUGUUGAUUUAAACUUGCGCUCACAAAUUGAACUCCAUGGCAUACGUAUACAAUUUCGUGGAGAAUCAUUUGUUUGCUGGCAAAAUCAAAAAGUUCAGGGGAUUUAUGAGAAUGUCAGUAGCCAUAAGAGCUUUUGGAAUCAAACAUUCACAGCAUGGGGAAGCUCUAUGCAUGAAGAAACAUCUGCUGUUUUACCUUCCGGUCAUCAUACUUUCCAUUUCUCUGUGCAAAUACCGGUAAAUAACAUUCCGUCAUCCUUUGAAAAUAAAUAUGGAACAAUCAGAUAUUGGGCAAAGGCUUACAUUGAUCGUAGCUUUUGUGAAGAAAGUCGAGUGAAACCGCUCACUGUUUUGCAAUUGAUUGAUAUAAAUUCUAAAAAAUAUCAGAGUAAGGUCUCAAAUGAUGCUGAAAAAACAACAUGCUGUUUUUGCUUCAAACCAAGUUCUUUAUCUCUGGCUGCAAGUAUAGAUCGCAGUGGAUAUUGUCCUGGUGAAUCUAUUGCAGUGAAUUGUCGAGCAAGAAAUCGAGCAAGAAGAGAUAUGGGAGGAAUAAAAGCCAGACUGAUCCAAAAAGUAAUUUACCAUGCAGAUAAACAUUACAAAAUGCAAGAAACAAUAUUGAGUGCGAUUGGUGGCAACAAAAUAGAGAGGGGAAGGACGAAGGUGUGGGAGAAUCAGAUGUUAAAAAUUCCUGCUAUUCCUCCCUCCAUCGAUAUUGCUUCUAACCUUGCUGUGUUCUAUAAAGUGCAGAUAACGAUGGUGGUACCCAAUGGCGUUGACUUGCAAUUUCAACUACCAAUCACAAUCGGUACAAUUCCAUUAAGUCCUGUUACUGAAUUAAAAAAAAAAGUUAAACUGAAAAAGUGUACAGACGGCACAUGCUGUUUCAAUCACGCCAGCGAAACUUACAACUUUCCUUUACAAGCUUUCAUACCGUCCACAGCGUUUGUCGAUAAUUACAUAUUCAUGCCGAAACGUUCAUCUUUUACAGAGGAUAUGAUUCCUCGUAGCACACCAAAAGAACGCAAGAGAAAAGACGGUGAUGAAAAACAACCGCUACUUUGUCCGAGAAACACUUACACGUCCUGACAGAAAACUAAAUAACGCCAUAUUUGUUGCUUUGUGGCGACGCCCUGCGUCACUGGUAUUAGAGUUACCUUAUUUCGGGAAGAGGUUUUUCAAAUCUUUGGAAGUGAAUUUGAACGGUUUCACGAACGUUUUUAUGUUCUUGUUUUUAUUUAUUUUCAACAAAUCGUGGUUUUACAUAAAAUGCAAUCAUGCAAGUUUUAUGGGCAUAGAUUGUGCCUUUUAUUUUUGAUCACUAAUAUAAAUAACAUACAAGAUCUAAUCAAAGUUUAAAGUUAAAAUAAAGAGAAAAUUCACAAAAAGAACAGUUGAAAGUCUCCAAUGUUCGCUGGGAUAAUAAAGAAAUUCAAAAUUAAAACAAAAAACAAUAGACUUGUGUUAGCAAGAAGACUCUUGCAUCUUUGUUGUUUGAAAAAAUUUAGACCUAGUCUCGUGUCUUACUUUUAAAAGGUUUAAAACUUUUAUCUGUUUACAUCAUUAUAUGCUGAGAAGCUUACUUUGCAGUUUUUAACACUGUUUGGUUUACCAUUUUUAGAAAUUACACAUUGGAGUGUUGCUAUAUUUCAAGAUGGUAUCUCAGUUACGGGAUAUCUUUUUUAAUAAUUUUUCUUAAUAAUUUGUGGGUCGUUUGUUACGUUAGUCCGUGUUGGUGGUAAUCGAUUAAAAAAAACUUUUAUGGAAAAAUAUACAGCAGCGUCGUCAUCCAUUUUUUGAAAGUACGUCAUUUAAAAGUGCCGUGUAAAAGAGCCGACAUUGUUUA
Molecule: messenger RNA, 1988 nt
Organism: Hydractinia symbiolongicarpus
Lineage: Eukaryota; Metazoa; Cnidaria; Hydrozoa; Anthoathecata; Hydractiniidae
Product: arrestin domain-containing protein 3-like
Exons: 7
Coding region: 47-1231 (394 amino acids)
Biological process (GO): protein transport
Cellular component (GO): cytoplasm
Source: RefSeq, a predicted model, not a curated record